This is a messenger RNA of Clunio marinus, 405 nucleotides long. NCBI's taxonomy places the organism in Eukaryota, Metazoa, Arthropoda, Insecta, Diptera, Chironomidae. The record is from the annotation of a GenBank genome assembly.
AUGACUUUAUUUAUAUUUCGUGAAAAGAUCUUGAACAAGAGAUUAAAAGACUUUGUUUCAAUGGUCAAGCUCGCGCCAAUGGCGAUGAUUGCAAAAUCACAUUAUGCAUUGUUAAAAAGUUCCAAAAUUAAAAAGAUUAAAAUUGAUUGGAUUACCCCGGACAACCAAAACAAAAUGCAAAAGUGCUUCGGCAUGACGAAUAAAGCGAGAAGUGCGAAGAUGAAGUUACUCGAGUCUUUUUUAAGCGUAAUCUUCGAUUCAAAUUGUUAUUCUGUUGUUUCCCAAGUUGCCUUAGUAUCAAAUUUCAAAACUUUUGUGCUUCAGCUUGAUAUUCAAGUAAACAAACUUCAAAGAACUUCCCUGCAAGCUGCAGCACAAAUAGCGUCAUAUAUGGAUGAUUAUUAA